This is a messenger RNA of Pomacea canaliculata, 1074 nucleotides long. Its product is annotated as NPC intracellular cholesterol transporter 2-like. The record is from RefSeq and is a predicted model, not a curated record. The coding region runs from base 229 to 666 and encodes 145 amino acids. Gene Ontology annotation, biological process: intracellular cholesterol transport. Lineage: Eukaryota; Metazoa; Mollusca; Gastropoda; Architaenioglossa; Ampullariidae. The transcript has 4 exons. Gene Ontology annotation, molecular function: sterol binding.
GUCACCCCACCAUGUCUUUGGAACUUUCAAGUCAGAAAUCAGGUUAUUUGUCCUUUCUUAUCCUGCCAGGUUUUUUACGAAAUAAGGGCUUGACUUACUAGUAACAGUACUCUACACGACUUUAGGGAGCUGCUUGCUUGUGCCACUGGUUAGAACCUACAUCUUAAAACAAAAAGGAUAAUAAAACUCCAUAACCUGCUGAUUUCUCCAAAACAUCAGUGAGACAGAAUGUUGAGGUUAACGGUAAUCAGUGUGAUUCUGUGUUUCGCUGCUGCCGAUAAUGUGGUCUUCAAGGACUGUGGAUCCAAAGGCGGUACCAUCAACUCGGUUGAUGUCACCCCAUGUCCCACCGAGCCUUGUCAGUUCCCACGCAACAAGAAUAUCACCGUUGCUAUUACCUUUACAGCCAGUGAGAGCAUUACUUCUGCAAAGACGAAAGUGUACGGCUACAUCCUUGGCAUCAAGACGCCAUUUCCUGUCCCUGACGACGCAUGUCAGGAUAUGCCAUGCCCUGUACAAAGUGGAACGACUGUAAUCUACAGAAAUGCUGUUUUUGUUGAGCCCGUAUAUCCCCAGAUCAGUUUGGUGGUGCAGUGGGAGAUACAUGACCAGAACGACGCUACCGUCCUCUGCUUCGAUGUCCCAGCGCAGAUUGUCUCUGGUUAAUGCUGCUGACCUCACCUGGCUGCUGACCACACCUCCCUGCUGACCACACCUACCUGUUGACUAUACCUCCCUGCUGACCACACCUACCUGUUGACUAUACCUCCCUGCUGACCACACCUCCCUGUUGACUAUACCUCCCUGCUGACCACACCUCCCUGUUGACUAUACCUCCCUGCUGACCACACCUCCUUGUUGACUACACCACACUGCUGACCGACCACACCACCUCAAGGCAAAAGGGGAAAUUUUGUUUCCAUGCCGUUUAAGACUUCUUGAAACAAUAUGUGCGCUUAUUUACUUAAUUAGUGGGAUGGAGCAGUGUCACGGACUCCGUGCUGUUGUGAGUUUACGUUUCAUUAGUAUUUACAAAGACAAUAAAAUAAUAAGAAUAAACAUUUUACCUAGUUC